This is a messenger RNA of Soboliphyme baturini, 2712 nucleotides long. The record is from the annotation of a GenBank genome assembly. Lineage: Eukaryota; Metazoa; Nematoda; Enoplea; Dioctophymatida; Soboliphymatidae.
AUGUUUUUGAAAAUCCGCUGUUUUUUUCGGUUUUUGCACAUUGGAACCAAACCUACACUAGUUUUCAGGUCAACGAAGUUCAGACUGUUUGUUCAUGUCCAACUCAUUGAUAUUUUAGCAUACUUGCAUUUGAAUGACGUGACGGCCAAAUACAAUGCGGUAACCUUCUUGCCUCGUUUUCUGUUUGAACAGUUUCGACGAUAUGCCAAUAUUUUCUUCCUAUUCAUCGCCCUGCUUCAACAAAUUCCGGAUGUUUCGCCAACCGGUCGAUAUACCACGGCGUUUCCAUUGCUAUGUAUUUUGUCCGUGUCUGCCGUAAAGGAAAUUAUUGAGGAUCUGAAACGUCGCAAAGCGGACAGUAAAGUGAAUCACAGCAAAACAGUGGUAUUUGAACCCCAAGGAAUGGCAUACGUGGAAACAGCCAACUUAGACGAGAACCGACCAACUUUUAACUGGACGCUUUUCCAAUAUCUGUUAAUCAGUGCGAAUUUGCUUACGCGGGACGAUCUGUACUCUUUCAGCGCCUUGAUCGAAUGCGAAGCACCGAAUCCUCACUUGUACGAGUUUACAGGCACAUUAAUUCCGACCAGCGGAGAAUCUUGCCCUCUUGGCCCGGAUCAGGUAUUGCUGAGGGGUGCUCAGUUGAAAAAUACUCGCUGGAUCUUUGGCGUCGUCGUCUACACUGGUUGCGAUACGAAGCUGGUCAAAAAUUCCAGUGUCACUCCUUUGAAAAGGUCAAAUGUCGAUCGAACCACCAACAGUCAGAUAUUGCUCCUGUUCGUCACCCUGAUGAUCAUUUCGUUGGUUAGCGCCAUUUCUGCGCAGAUAUGGUCUUCGAGCAAUCAGUCGUUUUCAUGGUACUUAGGUUUCUCAACUCAUUUCGGCUAUAAUUUCCUCACUUUCAUUAUUCUCUACAACAAUCUAAUUCCGAUCAGUCUACAGGUGACGUUGGAAGUGGUGCGUUUCUUGCAGGCCCAGUUCAUCAACUUGGAUCUGGAAAUGUACCAUGAACCAACGGACCAACCUGCGAUGGCACGCACUUCUAAUUUAAAUGAAGAACUUGGACAGGUGAAGUACAUAUUCUCUGACAAAACGGGCACCCUAACCAAGAAUAUUAUGCGUUUCAAAAAGUGCAGUAUCGCCGGUGUGAUGUAUGGUUCUGACGACACUGACGAAUUCGAGGAUCCCGCGCUGCUGCAAAAUCUGACCAGUCGCCAUGUUACUGCACCGAUGAUCAAAGAGUUUUUGACGUUGAUGACAAUUUGUCAUACCGCGAUUCCGGAAAAGGAGAGCGACCCGUCAGAAAUUACUUACAGGGCUUCCUCACCUGAUGAAGGUGCUCUAGUGCGAGGAGCCAAAAAUAUCGGCUUUGUCUUCCAUACCAGAACCCCGGAGGCGGUCUUUUUUACUGUCUUAGGUAGAGAAGAACGUUAUGAAGUAUUGAAUGUUUUGGAGUUUACCAGUGACCGAAAGCGGAUGUCUGUUAUUUUUCGGAAUUGUGAAGGAAAAAUAAAGUUGUACACCAAAGGAGCGGACAGUGUGAUUUUUGAACGAUUGGCAGAUAAUCAAAUUUACCUUGAUGUCACCGUGAAGCAUCUUGAAGAGUUUGCAUCUCACGGAUACCGCACACUGUGUCUUGCCAGGGCAGACAUUUCGGAAGAAUUUUAUCAAGAGUGGCGCAAAAAAUACUACGAAGCGAGCAUCUCGAUCGAACAGCGUGAAAAGAAGUUGUCGGACGCUGCAGAAUUAAUCGAGCAGAAUUUGAUCCUCUUAGGUGCAACGGCGAUUGAAGAUAAGUUGCAAGACGGUGUUCCUGAGACGAUUUCUUCGCUUUUAAAAGCGGACAUCAAAAUCUGGGUGUUGACCGGUGACAAGCAGGAAACUGCAAUUAACAUCGGCCACUCGUGCAACCUCCUAACUCCCGGAAUACCGUUGUUGAUUGUGAAUAAGAGUAGCUAUGAGGUAGGAGGUUCUAUUGUUAGUUCUUCUAUAAGCCUCGAGUACGUGCUCUCCUCAGACCUGAGGCGUAUGUUCUUGGAUUUAGCCGUUUCUUGUCGCGUCGUCAUAUGCUGCAGGGUGACUCCUCUACAGAAGGCGGAAGUUGUUGAUUUAGUUAGACAAUCGGUUGGGGCUAUCACCUUAGCGAUUGGCGACGGUUGUUCGAUUUCGAAUUUUUUAGCUUGCAAGCUGCGUGCGCUUCGGACUACUCUAUCGCUCAGUUUCCACCGGACGGUUAAAUUGAUCUUGUACUGUUUCCACAAAAAUAUCUGCCUGUACAUCAUUGAGGUUAGGCUUCUGUCUCUUCUUACAGCUGUGGUUCGCGCUGCUCAGCGCGUGGUCAGGUCAGACAUUGUUCGAGCCUCACAAACAAUGAUGAAGUACCCUGCAUUGUACAAACUGUCCCAGAAUAGGGAUUCGUUCAAUAUAUUUUGGCUGUGGAUAAUGAACGCUGUGUACCAUUCGGUACUACUUUUCUGGUUGGGCAAGUUAGCUAUCCAAGACGUGGUUUGGAGAAACGGUAGAACUGGAGGAUUGUACAUGUUAGGAAAUAGCAUUUAUACUUACGUGGUCGUUACCGUGUGCUUGAAAGCUGGUCUUGAAAUGGACGCAUGGACAUGGGUAAACUUUUGUUUUCAUCUUUUAAUUAAGUUCUUGAUUUUUAAUAAAAGUACCACGGAAUUGUUUCAGCAUUUCUUAACAUUUCUGUUUUGA